Phragmites australis (common reed) is the source of this 2963-nucleotide messenger RNA. RefSeq names its product BTB/POZ domain-containing protein At2g30600. The record is from RefSeq and is a predicted model, not a curated record. Bases 305 to 2728 code for a protein of 807 amino acids. The transcript is spliced from 11 exons. NCBI's taxonomy places the organism in Eukaryota, Viridiplantae, Streptophyta, Magnoliopsida, Poales, Poaceae. Gene Ontology annotation, molecular function: protein binding.
GGCAGCUGCUCUCCUGAUUAAAAGCGGAGCUCUCCUCCUCUCUCUACCCAAUCUGCAACCUCACCUUCCCCGUCUCCAUUCUUCUCCUUGUCCAGCUCGAUUCUGUCGCGGUUCACCUCGUCUCCAACUCCGACAGGCGCCAGCGCGUUCCUCUGCUCGUUCCGCCGCCGGGACACCUCGGGCGGUCGCCCGACCUCGCCUCAGUGGUGGAUCCGCCCCUGUCGUGAUGUGCUCUUGUCUUGUCCUCCUCUUUUCAGUUAAGCUACUCUCUCUCUCUCUCUGGGACUGUGGGGUGUAAACAACAAUGAGAUUAGUAGAGGAGACGAAGAGAUCGCUAACAGUUGCCCCCUUUGAGUGCGCUUGGGGUGAAGAGUUUCGCUUCGGGGAGCCUGGCCGUGGCUGCAUCGCCUUUGAGGCAUCUGCCCACAACGAUGUUACUCUGGUGUUCCGCCAACAGCUUGGGAGCCAUCACUACCACUAUAAACUGGACAGCAGUCGCCAUUACACUGUCAUCUUGGGCAGCCAUAGAAACAAAAGAUUGAAGAUUGAGGUAGAUGGAAGGACUGUUGUUGAUGUUGCUGGCGUAGGGCUAUGCUGCUCUUCAUCUUUUCAGAGCUACUGGAUCAGCAUCUAUGAUGGAUUGAUAAGCAUCGGACUAGGAAAGCAUCCUAACAAGAAUCUCCUGUUCCAAUGGCUUGAUCCUGAUCCCAACAGGAAUGUUCAGUACGUGGGACUAUCCAGCUGGGACAAGCAUGUCGGGUACAGAAACAUAAGCAUCCUUCCAUCAGCUCCCCCAAAUAGCAUCCUUUGGACCCAAAUUGAGUAUGCAUAUGUCGAGCGGGAUGGUGAUGGAGAGUAUGCGAGAAAACAAGUGUUAAAAGAUGACUGUGAGCAAAGGGUACUUGAAGAUUUUCUAGAGAACUGGGACUUCUCCGAUGCUGUAUUUGUUGUUGGCAGUGAAAGAAAGGUUGUUCCCGCCCACAAAGUUGUGUUGGGUGCUUCUGGAGAUUUCCCUUUUAACUUAGUGGAUGGAUCUACCAUCGAGCUUCCAUCAGUAUCCUACCCAGUUCUCCACUCUCUUCUUGAGUACAUCUAUACAGGUUCUACACAGAUCGCAGAGUGUCAAUUGAAUUCCCUGCUGGAGUUUAGCUCACACUUUAAGGUUAAAACAUUGGUGUCAUGUUGUGAAGAAAUCAUUGACUGUUUGAAGAUGGAUAAGAAACUUUCUGAGUCUGGGAAAAACUUGAAAGUAUCAAGCAAUGGAUUCCAAGCUCAUCAAUUUGACUCAUUCCCUUUCAAAGCUCCAGUGAAUGUGCAGAAAAUUGGACAGUUCCUUGCAAAUGGCGAGCAUAGUGAUAUAAAUAUCUAUGUUAAUGGGCAUGGUCUUGUUGCCAAGGGUCACAAGAUUAUCCUUAGCUUGUGGAGCGUGCCUCUCGCCAAGAUGUUCACAAAUGGGAUGAAGGAAAGCAAUGCAUCGGAUGUAUUUUUCGAAGAUGUUUCUGCUGAAGCAUUCUUUCUCCUCCUUCAGUUUAUGUACUAUGGGGAACUUAAGGUGGAUACCCGGGAUAUUACUUCUGUGUUGGUUCAACUGCUUCUAUUGUCUGACCAGUUUGCCAUCACUAUUCUUCAGUUUGAAUGCUGUAAACGAAUAAUGGAAUGCCUUUCAGAGGACACAGUAUGUUCAGUCUUACAGGCAGUUUCAUCAAUCCCAUCUUGUAAACUGCUUGAAGAAGUGUGCAAGAGGAAUUUUGCUACGCACUUUGAUUAUUGCACAACUGCUUGCACGGACUUUGUGUUGUUAGAUGAGGCAACAUUUAAGGAUAUUCUUCAGCACGGUGAUAUGACUCUAACAUCGGAAGAGAGAGUUCUAGAUGCCAUCUUAACAUGGUGUAUGGAGACUUGUGAAACUCUGUCCUGGACUUCAGUAGAUAAGCUCUUAAGCACUUCAACACCAGAGCAACUCUUUGGAGAGAGGCUUACUGCCAUCAAUACUUUAUUACCGUUUGUAAGGUUCCCUUUGAUGCAGCAAUCGAUCCUUCAGAGGAUGGAGAGAAGUAAUCUAGCGAACCACAUGCAAGCAUUCAGACAGUUGGUUGCAGAAGCCAUCGAGUUCUCUCAUGGUGGGCAAUGGAUGCCUGCAUCAUAUGAAUGCGAGAGAUUUCAGCAUAGACGCUCCAGCUAUAAAGAGCUCCAGUAUAUUUCUGAUGGUGAUAACAAUGGUGUUAUCUACUAUGCUGGAACGUCAUUCGGAAAGCAUCAAUGGAUGAAUCCUGUUUUAGCCAAGAAUAUCACUGUGAUGGCAAGCAGCCCGAAUUGCAGAUACACGGAUCCAAAGGCUUUGGUUUCGAAAAAUUACCAGGGGACUUGUUUCGCUGGGCCUUGUAUCGAAGAAGGCAAGAAACGUUCUUGGUGGAUGGUCGACAUCGGACAGGACCACCAGCUUAUGUGCAACUACUACACGGUGAGGCAGGAUGGCUCCACAACGUUCAUGAGGUCUUGGGUCCUCCAGGGAUCGAUGGACGGCUGGAGCUGGACGAACCUUCGCGUCCAUGAAGACGACCAGACCAUUUGCCAGCCCGGCCAGUUCGCGUCGUGGCCCAUCCCCGGCCCGCCGGCGCUGCUGCCAUUCCGAUUCUUCAGGGUUGCGCUGAUGGGGCCGGCCGCCGGCGUCUCCAACACUUGGAACCUGUGCAUUUGCUUCCUCGAGCUCUACGGCUACUUCCGAUAGCUGCUUCGCUUUUGUGAUCCUGAUCUAGCUACUAUCAUAUCAUGAUGGCCGGGCGGAUCAAGCUAGCAUCACUGCUAUUAUCCUUGCUCGCACGCUUUCUUCUAGCUUAUUACAACACUCAUGCUUAUAUAUAUAUAUCAGGAUUUCUUGUAGAAAGAGAGAGAGAGAGAGAAACAUACGGAUAAAGUCUCAUGCUGAGCUUAAACUAGUGAAUGAAUAAAGUCUGUUUUCACCA